Oncorhynchus masou masou (cherry salmon) is the source of this 10269-nucleotide messenger RNA. Its product is annotated as peroxisome proliferator-activated receptor gamma coactivator 1-beta-like. Gene Ontology annotation, cellular component: nucleus. Gene Ontology annotation, biological process: positive regulation of transcription by RNA polymerase II. The record is from RefSeq and is a predicted model, not a curated record. Gene Ontology annotation, molecular function: RNA binding; transcription factor binding. Bases 7 to 2679 code for a protein of 890 amino acids. The transcript is spliced from 12 exons. Lineage: Eukaryota; Metazoa; Chordata; Actinopteri; Salmoniformes; Salmonidae.
UAGAAGAUGGCGGACUGCGUUUCACUGUUAGAUGAGGAGCUCUCUUCUUUUGUCUUCAAUUACCUGACAGAAAACUCUGGCAGCCAGUAUGGGGAGGAGGAGGUCUGCUCGGACCGCUUGGACGCUGACUUCCCUGAUAUUGACCUCUCUCAGCUGGACGCCAGCGACUUUGACUCAGUCAACUGCCUCAGCGAGCUCCACUGGUGCAACGACAAUGCCGACAUCUCCCCUGCCUCCAUCCAGUACAGCACAGGAGACCCCGAGCUCUUUGAGAUAGAAGAUGAGAAUGCGGCACUGCUGGCUGCUCUCACAGACAGCCUGGACGGCAUGGUGGAGGACGAGGAGGGGGGGCUGUCUGUGUUUCCCUCGCUGAGGGAGGGUUCCGAGGAGGACCUCCCCUUCCCUUCAGGCUCCCUGAGCCCAGAGACAGAAGAUCCGUCUCUACUGAAAAGGCUCCUGCUGUCCCCCCCUAACGUGCCCAUGGGCCUGGAGUCACACAAAGAGGGCAGCAGUAGCAGUGUGCAUCGCCAUAGCAGCCGGAGCCUGCAUAUGAAACCUGUCAGGCCUUUGGUUAAGCGUGAAAGCACACAUCAUGAGCGUAAGCCCCGAGCGGUGCGACCAGCUGGACGUCUGUGCACAGAGCUCCACCGGCACCUGACCACCACACAGGAGGCCGAGGACACUCCUUCAGCUGACACAGAGGAGGACGGGGAGGAGGAGGAAGAUGAUGAUGAGGAGGACAGUGAGUCCGAGGAGGAAGAAGAAGAGGAGGAGACCUCGAGCAGUGAGGGUGAAAGCUCCACCCCGCCUGAGCCCUCCAAGCCCCAGUUCUCCUCUGAGAAAGAACUGCACUCUGUGGUGGAGCUCAUCAAGUACAUGCACACAUACUGCCUCCCCAUGCGCAAGCAGGCCAUCUGGGAGCGCAAGGAGCGCGAGGGCCCAGGCCAGGUACGCAGGGCCAGGCCUGAGUACCCUCCUCGUAUCUCCCCAAACUGUCACAAGGCUGCAACCCAGGCCCAGAUCUGCGCCCCUCGGCUGCGCCACGCCUUCACCCGCAGACGGGAGUUCAAAGCCAACUCUCUUCUGCGCGAACUGCUCGAAACAGUCAAAUCCUUUGAUGUGAGCAAGCCUUACAGACUCCACAGCCCCCCCUACACCCAUAACAGAGGAGCUAUCCCCAAAGCAGCGCAGGAGAGAAAGACUGAGACCCCCAGUCCGGCUGCCCGUUCGACCAAACCAGAGCUUAGAAAAGACUCCGAGAGCGACAGGUCCCUAGAGGCCCCUAAGAGCCCCGAUCUGGAGGACGCGUCUUUCUCUGUCCGCCGCUCCCGCAGGCUCGCCUCUUUCCCCAGCCGCUUCGCCAAGAACGUGCGUGCGGGCCGGAUUAGGGUGGAGCCUGUGUCGGGAGCCGGGCACCUUGGCGAGGAGGACAUGGCGGUCAAACACCCCAUGGGACACGGCCUGGAGAAAGACACCACCACCCCUAACAACAGUACUUCUUCCCAAACCACGGCAGACACAGCUGAACCCGAUAACAUCUGCUGUCAAAAUGUGAAACGCAGCUGCCUCUGUCUGCCGCUGACUCCCAUAUCUACAGGAGAUACCCAGUAUGCCAACAAGCCAUUUGAGCAGACUCUCAGCGUGGACCUGUGUGGCACAGCAGGCCUCACCCCUCCCACCACCCCCCCUCACAAGCCUGUGGAGGAUGAGCUGUUCAAGCCUGAGGGGAAAGGAGAGUCCCACCCGAAGGGUUCAUGGCUCUCCCGGGCCAACUCCCGCAAGUUCCCCGAGCAGACCGAACUCUACGCUCAGCUCCGCAAGAUGGGCCAGGCCAGCGAUGCAGAUCCCAACGUCCACCAGACGUUCGGAGACCACGACUACUGCCUGCUGAGCCUGGGGGAGCGUCGGAAGAGAACCGCCGCCAUGCUGUCCCACUCUCUGUUCGGACGCUCUUCUUCUGAAGGGCCAGAGCCGAAGGGGGAAAAGGCGCUGGGGGGCGAGAGGCAUGGACAUCAGCGUGAAGACAAACUCUUCUCCAAGGUACCAGAGUACCUGAGUAACGGUACCAGGGCUGACAGCAAGGGGGACGGACAGAGGGCGACCGCGGCAUCACCCCAAUCAGAAUCGCCCCAUGCUAUAUCACCCCACAAGUCAGAUGAAGAGGGGGAGCGCUCCUCCCUCUGCUCCCGCUCUCCCUCCCCCAUCCUCCACUCCAGCUUCUGCCAGCCCCACUCCCCUAGCAGUAAGCCUGACAUCAGCUGCGAGAACUCUGAGACGUGCCACGGAGACAAGCAGGGGAACAAAAUCUCCAAGUCUGGGAUUCAAAUUGACGAGGACAACUGCCAAGUGUUCUACAUUCACAACCUGCCGAGCAGCGUCACACAAAUUAUGCUGCGCAAACGCUUCGAGGCCUUUGGCGACCCAGAGGACUGCAAAGUCAUCACCAAAAAUGAGGAGCGCUGUGGAGUCAUCAAGUUUCGUCAAGCGCCCAGUGGCCAGCAGAUCCAGAAGCCCAGACGAGAGCCGCUCUUCCAGAACAGAGGGGGUGGCAUGCACAGGCUCAGCAGGAAGAGAUACAUUGAUCUGGACGAAGCGGGACCAGGGCCGGUAAAGAGCAAGUAUGACGCCCUGGACUUUGACACCCUGCUGAAGGAGGCCCAGAAGAGCCUGCAUCGCUGACGGGGACUCGGCUGGCCUCGCCUUAGAACCCCCAGACUUGCCUCAGUACCUCAACCAAGGCACCUCGUCAUGUUUACAUUUUUAACAUUGGAAUAAGAAACGGACCUUGUCUCUUUUGACUGAGGAUACUACCGAGGAAGCUAGCGGGGGUUGGAGGGAUGGAGGGAAAAGCAACCAAACAACAUAGAAACUCUCUGAACACAAAAGCUGCUUUCUGUCUGUGUUCAUGACUUAUUCGUGACUUGUUCUCGCACCAUUGGGAGUGGGCGUGCAGGCGGGCGAGACCUUUGUAGCAAAUGUUUCUCCCUCCGUUGGUCAUUGUGGUGUGUGUGUCUGCGUGUGUGUCGUUUUUUUGUACCCCCUUGGUCACUACUGGUGCAACUGCAAGCUCGGCUGUAUUGGCCGUUACGUCGUACAGUAUAUAACGAGCCUGCUCUAUAUUAGCAAACUUGUGGAUGUUAAAACUAUGUGUGUUAUGACAUAAAAUACAAUAGCAGAAAAAUAAUUUUAAUAACUUAAGAGUUUACAAAUCGAAAAGGAAAAGAAAAAAAUCUUGUUUUAUGUCAUUUUAGUGCUUCCUUAAUUUAAUCUAUGCACUCUUAACGAGGUAAUAAUGUUUCUUCUCUCGACUUGUUCCCCCUACUCUGCCAGCUUUACUCUGAAGGUUCCCACUGCUGAAGAGAUAGACAACCUGCUAACAUAGCGUUUUCCAAACUCGGUCCUGGGCCCCCCCUGGGUACACAUCUAGUUUUUUGCCCCUAGCACUACACAGCUGAUUCAAAUAACCAACUCAUCCUCAAGCUUUGAUUAUUUGAAUUAUCUGUGUAGUGCUAGAGCAAAACCCAAAACGUGCACCCAGGGUGGACCAGGAUCGAGUUUGGGAAACGCUGUGCUAACACUAAUCUAGGAUGGCAGUCACUUCCUAUCCUGCCAACACAUAAAUGGGGUUAUGACAACCAAUACUAUUAUGUCAUGAAGUAAAGUUCAAGGCAUAUUUACCCUAUGAAAACUCACUCACUCUCUGUUGGAACAUGUGACUCAGUCAGUAAGUCGACUUAUUCAAGCACAGAGUAGAAUCAGACAUUUACUACAAGUUCCAGAUAUACCCUAAACCUUAGUAAUGGAAUGUACACCUGAAUGAUCUGAAUGUAGAGCCCCUGCCUGAAUCCAAAUGAUUAUUAUUAGGAUUAUUGUUAUUAUAUGAAUCCAAGGCUCUGUAUUCGUUAAUAGAGCUCUAAUGCAGCCUGUGUCUUUUGUGAUGCAGCCAGCAGAGUAGCUGAGGGAGAGCGAGUCCGAGGCUCACCGUACAGGGGAACUACCUCUGUAUCUGAUGAAGGCAGAGGUAAUACUACCAUUAACACCUGAGAAAGAUGGGUGGUGGGAUAUCAAUCCUGUUGAAGUCUGUUGAAAUUUCCCAGAGGUAUGGAUGGUACGACAUCAGUCAAGCACGUCAACCCCAUUUGCUUUCCUUCCCUCUCCUUCCCUCUCCUUCCCUCUCCUUCCCUCUUCCCUCUCCUUCUCUCUCCUUCCCACUUCCCUCUCCUUCCCACUUCCCUCUCCUUCCCUCUUCCCUCUCCUUCCCUCUUUCCUCUCCUUCCCUCUUCCCUCUCCUUCGCUCUCCUUCCCUCUCUUUCCCUCUCCUUCCCUCUUUCCCUCUCCUUCCCUCUCCUUCCCUCUUCCCUCUCCUUCCCUCUUCCCUCUCCUUCACUCUCCUUCCCUCUCUUUCCCUCUCCUUCCCUCUCUUUCCCUCUUCCCUCUACUUCCCUCUCUUUCCCUCUCUUUCCCUCUCCUUCCCUCUCUUUCCCUCUCCUUCCCCCUCUUUCCCUCUUCCCUCUACUUCCCUCUCCUUCCCUCUCUUUCCCUCUCUUUCCCUCUCCUUCCCUCUCUUUCCCUCUCCUACCCUCUCUUUCCCUAUUCCCUCUCCUUCCCUCUUCCCUUUCCUUCCCUCUUCUUCUCGGGUUCUCUCUCCCACUUUUUACUCUCUAUCUUCCUUCUACUCUGAAACACUUGUUUACUUCUCCCAAGCUCUCUGAUAGGUGAAGGAGGUCAGCUUGGUUUCCCCGCUAAAUCUCCCACCUCUCGCCUCGUGGCUAAAAACUCAAAAUAGAUUGUGUGUCAGUUUUUAGAGUCAGUCUCGACCGUGUAUCCAGUGUGUAUCUGAGUGAGUCUUCUGUCUGUGUCUCGUGUUUGGGUGAGCGCUGCCAUAGCUGGGGAUCCCAGGGGGACCCAUGGCCCUCUGGUGUGCUGGGAGACUGAAAACCUCUUCUCUCCCCCUCUUUUUCUUGUUUUCUUAAAGGACCAGGUCCCCCUGUCCUCUGGUCCCUCAAUACUGUGCAGCCUUUCUGUGUGUGGACAUGGGGCCUCGUGCUGCCCCAGCCUUGGCAAACCCCCUUUCCUUUUUGUCUAAGGUUUUAUCCCUGUCUCUACCCCACAUUUAAUCUCCUCCUCUUUACCACAUGAAGCUGAAUGUUUACAUCACUGAAUUCUCCUUCCACUUUAUUAGAGCGCACACUAAGUACAAAGACGCCUUAUAUUAGAGAGUAUCCUAUCAGGAUAUGCCUUCUUGGCUUACCCUAGAAGGUGUACUGAAUUUUUUUUUAAAUGUCAAUUUAGUGCUAUACAUACUGAUUGAGAAAUGAGUUGUCAUCUGAAAAACCCCUUACUAAUCAAAAGAAAAAAAGCUGAAAGAGUAUUUGUGCUUAGUAUGUAUACUACUAAACAGUGAGAGAAUGUGCAGGUUUACACAAUACAAUAUAUAUGAUAUAAUAUGUGUAUAUAUGAUAGAAUAUGUGUAUAUAUGAUAUGUGUAUAUAGCACUAUGUCUAGUGUAAACAUGAAAUGUGUCGUUGUGUCUAUACAGCGUGCAUUAUAAAGGUGGUGGGUCACGAUCGCAAAUCAGACUGGCAAGGAUAAACUGUUUUAGGAUGCAAGGUUGAACAAUACAGGGAGUCAUUUAUGCUGAAAUGACUUGCCUCAAGGCAAACACUGUUGUAUAAUGUUAUCCCUUUAGAUAUGCUAAGGUUUGAUUUUUUUUAUCUUUUAUGACAAAAUAUUUUUGAUGAUUUUUCUUUUUUUUAACGCAAUUGAGAUGCAAUACAUAUAUCGAUGAGAUUGGAAGGGGUUAUUUCAGUGGUUGGUUGUUAAAAUAUGACAGGAAUUGGAAGGGGUUAUUUCAGUGGUUGGUUGUUCAAAUAUGUCAGGGAUUGGAAGGGGAUAUUUCAGUGGUUGGUUGUUCAAAUAUGACAGGGAUUGGAAGGGGAUAUUUCAGUGGUUGGUUGUUCAAAUAUGACAGGGGCAAUCCUUGAAAACAGAUCCUGUAAAUUGACAAAUAAUAGCAAUGUGGUCAGUAAUGGUUUACAUCCAAAAAGUAAUGAAUCAAAACAUUAGAACAUGAAAAAAGCCCCAAAUAGUGAAAUAUCUGUUCACAACUUUUCAUGAAGGGAGCUCUAUCUAUUACACAUGUUGUUGGGACACAGGUCGUUCAACAUGUUGAAUUUCAUUGGACACUUAAUAAUUGGUAACUUGUGAACAUGUAAAACUCAUUUUGGAGAGGGGGAAAGAAAGUCCAUGUGCGUUUAAUAUUUUCGGAAUACUUGAUGCCAGCAGUGUGCUUCCAUCAGAAGAACUGAAUGACAGCAAACAGCCGAUUCUCACGAAGAGAGCCUUAAAACAAUAGGGAACAGCUAACUCUAUCACUGUUAUUACUGCUCUAGCUCCUUUCAAAUCCAAUGUGUUUUAUUCCUUACUGAAGUAAUUCAAACUUUUUUCAAUACAUACAGCCAUAUUAUAAAAGAUACAGUGCAUUUGGAAAGUAUUCAGACCCCUUCCCCUUUUCCACAUUUUGUUACGUUACAGCCUUAUUCCAAAAUGGAUUAAAUACAUAAAAAAUCCUCACCAAUCUACACACAAUAGCCCAUAAUUAAAGCAAAAACAGAUUUCUAGAAUGUCAGAGUAAAAAACCAAGCCAUGAGGUUGAACGAAUUGUCCAUAGAGCGCCUAGACAGGAUUGUGUCGAAGCACAGAUCUGGAAAAGGGUAGCAAACAAUGUCUACAGCAUUGAAGGUCCCCAAAAACACAGUGUCUUCCGUCAUUCUUAAAUGGAAGAAGUUGGGAACCCCCAAGACUCUUCCUACAUCUGGCCGCUAGGUCAAACUGAGCAAUCAGUGGAGAAGGGCCUUGUUCACGGAGGUGACCAAGAGCCCGAUGGUUACUCUGACAGAGCUCCAGAGUUCCUCUGUGGAAAUAGGAGAACUUUACAAAAGGACAACCAUCUCUGCAGCACCGCACCAAUCAGGCCUUUAUGGUAGAGUGGCCAGGUGGAAGCCACUCCUCAGUAAAAGACAUGACAGCCCGCUUGGAGUUUACCAAAAGGCACCAAAAGGACUCUCAGAUCAUGAGAAAUAAGAUUGUCUGGUCUGAUGAAACCAAGAUUGAACUCUUUGGCCUGAAUGCCAAGCGUCACGUCUGGAGGAAACCUGGCACCAUCCCUAUGGUGAAGCAUGGUGGUGGCAGCAUUAUGCUGUGGGGAUGUUUUUCAACGGCAUGGGCUGGGAGACUAGUUGAAGGAAAUAUGAACAGAGCAAAGUACAGAGAGAUCCUUGAUGAAAACCUGCUCCAGAGCUGGGGAAGAGGUUCACCUUCCAACAGGACAACAACACUAAGCACACAGCAAAUACAAUGCAGCAGUGGUUUCGGGACAAGUCUCUGAAUGUCCUGAGCGGCCCAGCCAGAGCCCGGACUUGAACCCGAUCAAACAUCUCUGGAGAGACCUGAAAAUAGCUGUGCAGCAACGCUCCCCAUCCAACCUGACAGAGCUUGAGAGGAUCUGCAUAGAAGAAUGGGAGAAACUCCCAAAAUACAGGUGUGCCAAGCUUGUAGCGUCAUACCCAAGAAGAUUCAAGGCUGUAAUCGCUGCCAAAAGGUGCUUCAACAAGGUGCUGAUUAAAGGGUCUGAAUACUUAGGUAAAUGUAAUAUUAUUUAUUUAUUUUUUAAAUUGUGCUAAAAUGUCCAACUGUUUUUGCUCUGUCAUUAUGGGUUAUUGUAAGUAGAUUGAUGAGAAAGAAAAUUAUUGAAUUCAUUUUAGAAUAAGGCUGUAACAGUUGUAUACAGUUGAAUACUUUCUGAAUGUACUGUAUAUACAUAUGAAUAUAUAUUUGUGUUUGUGUAGAUAUUUAGAUGAUUAUAUACUUUCUUAUUGAAAACUUUGAUGUUGACCAUUUUCCUCAGUGUUUCAGAGCACUUCGACACAUUUCAACAACUAGCCUGCUAUCCGUCUAGGAUUUGUUAGAUUGAGAGAUGAUCCAAAUUGAACUCCUUCCAAAGGGAACCCUCAUCAGAACAGAAUGCAAUACUUUCUUCCCAAUCUUCAUUUCAGAAAAUAGCGAGAAAUAAACUUGAGGCAAAUUGACCUCUUCCUAGGUUUUGGCCUUUCUAGGGAGUUUUUCCGAGCCAACGUGCUUCAACACCUGCAUUGCUUGCUGUUUGGGGUUUUAGGCUGAGUUUCUGUACAGCACUUUGAGAUAUCAGCUGAUGUAUGAAGGGCUAUAUAAAUACAUUUGAUUUGAUUUGAAAUUUGAUUUGAUUGACCAAAAACUAAAUUUGAUGUUGGCUUGAAAUUUAAUUUGGAGUACCUCGUCAGGUUGAUUUUCUAAAUGUCAUAUGUCCAGCUACAUGGCCCACACAAAUACACAAUAUAUACAAAAGUAUGUGGACAAUCCUUCAAUUUAGUAGAUUCGGCUAUUUCAGCCGCACCCGUUGCUGACAGGUGUAUCAAAUCAAGCACACAGCCAUGCGAUCUCCAUAGACAAACAUUGGCAGUAGAAGGGCCUUACUGAAGAGCUCAGUUACUUUCAAUGUGGCACCAUCAUAGGAUGCCAUCUUUCCAACCAGUCAGUUCGUCAUAUUCCUGCCCUGCUAGAGCUGCCCUGGUCAACUGUAAGUGCUGUUAUUGUGAAGUGGAAACGUCUAGGACCAACAACGGCUCAGCCGCUAAGUGGUAGGCCACACAAGCUCACAGAACGUGACAGCCGAGUGCUGAAGUGCGUAGUGCGCAAAAAUUGUCUGUCCUCGUUUGCUACACUCACUCCCAAGUUCUAAACCUUCUCUGGAAGCAACGUCAGCACAAUAAUAGCUGACUAUUUGUCGGGAGCUUCAUGAAAUGGGUUUCCAUGGCCGAGCAGCUGCACACAAGCCUAAGAUACGCAAUGCUAAGCGACGACGGACAAAUCUGGGUUUGGCGGAUACCAGGAGAACGCUACCUGCCCCAAUGCAUAGUACCAACUGUAAAGUUUGGUGGCGGAGGAAUAUUGGUCUGUGGCUGUUUUUCAUGGUUCUAGCUAGAACCAUUAGUUCCAGUGAAGGGAAAGCUUAACGCUACAGCAUACAAUGAUAUUAUUGCCGAUUUUGUGCUUCCAACCUUGUGGCAACAGUUUGGGGAAGGCCCUUUCCUGUUUCAGCAUGACAAUGCCCCACUGUUGAGAUCAGUGUGGAGGAACUUUACUGGCUUGUACAGAGCCCUGACCUCAACCCCAUCGAAUACCUUUGGGAUGAUUUGGAACGCCGUAUGCGAGCCCGGCCUAAUCGCCAAACAUCAGUACCCAACCUCACUAAUGCUCUUGUGGCUGAAUGGAAGCAAGUUCCAACAUCUAGUGGAAAGCAUUCCCAGAAUAGUGGAGGCUGUAAUAGCAGCAAAUGGGGGACCAACUCCAUAUUAAUACCCAUGAUUUUGGAAUGAGAUGUUCAAUGAGUAGGUGUCCACAUACUUUUGGUGAUGUAGUGUACAUAUUUAAGUUUUGACAUUUCAUUUAAUUGGAAAAUAUUGUAUCUUUAAAAUCCCCACCACGUUAAUAAAACGCCCUAUGGACAGAAAGUGCUUGCCAUACUGGUCCUAUAUAGGCCAUUGAAUCACCACGGAUCACUGUAUUCUGGAUGUAAAUGAUUGUGUCUGCACUACUACUAGUCGUGUGUAUCAAUGUUUUUUUGUAUCUUAGGCAGACAGAUGGGAACGUGAUGUAAAUGGUUACUUCGGGUGCUGCAAACUGUCACAAUCUAGCUAGCUGUGUGUGGGUCUUUGGUGGAAGAAAAACAGACAGAAAAGGGCACACAUGGUUUGUUUUGUGUUUUUAUUUUUUAUUUCUAGUUAUUUUUGUUCUAUUUACAUCUAAUGACUAUAAAAAUCAUUUUUUAACUUAGUUUUUGGUAUAUGGUAAAUACUAGUAAGAUUUUAUAUUUUUACAUAUGUUUGUUGUACUUUGCGUUUAUUCUUUUCUAUUUAUAUGCCACUUAGUUUGGAUGUCUUUUUCGGUUUUGUGUGAAUUCCUAUGUGUUGAGAAUGUAGAGACAAAAUGCAUUUCAGUAUUUUUGAAUUGUUAAAAUCUAGUUUCAUAGAUACAUUUAUCUAUAGGGGAAAUUAUCUGAUGUUAUAAAUUAUAUUUUAAUUCAUGUAAAUAGACUAUGGCUUCCUUUUAAACUGAAUACAUUUCUCUUCAGAGAUUGUUUACAUUAUUAAACUGUAGAAAUGUUCCUCAUAUACUGUAAAAAGUACAUAUUCAUUGAUUUGCCUCCCAAAAAUAAAAUCCUAAUGAACAACG